Messenger RNA from Cuscuta campestris, 1201 nucleotides. NCBI's taxonomy places the organism in Eukaryota, Viridiplantae, Streptophyta, Magnoliopsida, Solanales, Convolvulaceae. The record is from the annotation of a GenBank genome assembly.
CAUGACAUUAUGUGAGUCUCAAUUGGAUCCAUGUCAAAGAAAUUUCUCAGAAGUUCUGAGAAUAUUUGAUUUGAGGAUCUGAGGUCUCAAAGCCCAUGGGCCUACACCAGAGGAGAGAUACGGGCCGACUAUGAAGAAAACUUCUGCUCAGAAUAAGGUCCAAAUCAAUUGCAAACGCAGAAGUCAGAACGGAACACGCAGUCGUCGACGGCGGCGGCGACGCCCUCUACCCUUCUGCUCCCGCCGGCUCCUCCCAUUUCGAGCUCCCCGCCGAAGCCGUUCCCGCUCAGAUCAGUGGAAGAUUGAUUAGAAGCGAUUUAAGACCAAAUCCCAUGGAAAGGGACAACUCCAGCUCAAAACGCCCUGUUUUCUGCCUGAAAUGGCCGUGGGAGACUGCAAUCCCUAACCAGAACAACCCUAGAAGCCCUUGCACGCUCGAAACCCCAUGGCUGUUCAGAUCCUUCCAGAAUCUGACGUCUCUGGCCGUCAAUUUCAUCAACACCUCGCCGAGAUCCAGAAACUCUCCGCUCGGAGGGACAAUGGGGAAGAAAUCGAGUCCGGAGGAACAAUCCGCGGCGGAGCAGGGCGCGUUUGCGGCGGCGCUGGCGAGCGAUAAAGCCGCGACGGUGCUGGAGUUCUACUCCCGCAAGUGCCAACUCUGCAACUCCCUGUCGAAAUUCGUGGCCGAAGUCCAGAAACGGAACGCCGAUUGGCUCAACAUCGCGUUCGCCGACGCCGAGGACGACCGGUGGUUGCCUGAGCUUCAGCAUUAUGACAUAAAGUAUGUUCCAUGCUUCGUGGUGGUGGACAAGGAAGGGAGGGCGCUGGCAAAAACAGGGGUUCCGUACAGCAGGCUCCAUGUCGUCGCAGGCGUUUCUCAUCUCCUAACAUUGGGACGCCCUCACAGAGAACACAACCCAUGAUCUCAUCAUCUCUCAUAUGCUCUUCCAUUGCUGCAAUGAUGAAGAACCGGGGCGACUGUUGUUGUCAAAUACAAGAAGCUUUGCUCUAUAUAGCCUUUGACAACUUCCCUUUGUAUGACAAUUGUGUAUCUGUGUUUCGGUGUAAGAGGCUGUUUGAUAACUUCUAAAUCGGUAAGUGCUGAAUCAGUAUAAGAGGUCUGAACCAUUAAGAGCUAGUAUAUUGCUUAACUAUUCAGAGGCAAAUGUCUGAUCAAUUCAGAUAAAAGGUCUUAACCAUU